Molecule: messenger RNA, 1720 nt
Organism: Hyaloscypha bicolor E
Lineage: Eukaryota; Fungi; Ascomycota; Leotiomycetes; Helotiales; Hyaloscyphaceae
Product: PLP-dependent transferase
Exons: 3
Coding region: 150-1604 (484 amino acids)
Source: RefSeq, a predicted model, not a curated record
CGAGAGCGAAAAGACUGGGCGUUUACUUAUCAGACUUGGGUCUGGUUUCCCAUUAUCCCCAUCUCUCAACUUCUCAAGCUUCAAAUAGAAGUCUAGAUAUCUCCGUUUUUUUAACGCAUUCAUUUCAAUUCCUCUUAUACUCAACCACAAUGGGAGAGGUUUUAAAUAUCAAGUUGGAGGAAGUUUCCCUUAACAAUGAACGAACCCCAUUUGGCAAAGAGAUGCUGAAACAUUUUCUCUUCGAUCCCGACUACAAAAAUCUCAAUCAGGGCUCCUUUGGUUCCUUCCCCCGUGUUGUCCGCGAGAAGCAGCAACAGUACCAGAGAGCUUGCGAACUCAGACCAGACCCAUUCAUCCGCUAUGAACAUCCAAAGCUUCUUGACGAGUCUCGAGCAGCAUUAGCAAAGGUUCUCAAUGCCCCACUCUCCACAGUGGUAUGUGUACCCAACGCUACAACGGGAGUUAAUACUAUCAUUCGAAAUAUCGUCUGGAAUGCGGAUAGAAAGGAUGAGGUUCUUUACUUCUCAACUGCUUAUUGCUCGUGUUCCAAUACCAUUGACUACAACUCUGAAGUCCACCCAAACCUGGUGGGAUCUCGAGAGAUCAGUCUCACUUAUCCAAUCGAAGACGAGGAUCUCUUAAAGAUGUUCAAAGACGCCAUCAAAGCUUCCAGAGCCAGUGGCAAGAGACCUCGCCUUGCAAUGUUCGACACCGUAUCAUCGCUUCCCGGGGUACGAAUGCCAUUUGAAAGCCUGACUGCCAUUUGCAAGCAAGAAGGCAUAUUCUCUCUUAUCGACGGAGCACACGGCAUUGGGCUUCUUCCUCUCGACUUAUCAGCCCUGGACCCAGAUUUCUUCACUUCUAAUACUCACAAAUGGUUCUUCGUGCCUCGAGGAUGUGCAGUUCUGUAUGUCCCGGAGAGAAAUCAGCAUCUGAUCCGAUCUUCUCUUCCCACCUCUGAUGGAUUUGUCUCGAAAACUGGAAUGGCAUCCAGAAAUCCUCUUCCUCCAAGUUCCAAGAGCGAAUUCGUGAACACUUUCGAGUUCGUUGGCACGCUCGAUAAUGCCAAUUACCUCGUGAUUCCUGAAGCUAUCGAGUUCCGGGAGAAGGUAUGUGGUGGUGAGAAAGCUAUCAUGGAAUACUGUGUCCACUUGGCCAAGGACGGUGGGAAAGCUGCUGCGAAGAUACUGGGAACCAGCAUCAUGGACAACAGCACAGAGACAUUGACAAAGGGCUGCGGCAUGGUGAACAUUCUCCUCCCGUUGGAGAUAAGUCCCACCAAGGUUCAUGGCAAAAAUUGCAUUGAUCCUAGAAAUCGGACGGUUGCUACGGAGUGGAUGCAGGAGACACUGAUUGCAGAUUUCAAGACCUUCAUUCCCAUCUACCUUUUUCAGGAGAAAUGGUGGGCUCGGUUGAGUGCUCAGAUAUAUCUGGAGCUCGUUGAUUUUGAGUGGGCCGGGAAGGCCCUAAAGGCAAUUUGUGAGAGAGCUGGGAAAGGAGAGUUUCUCAAGGCCGAGAAGAAAGUUAAAAAAAUGGGGGAGGUGGUGGGAGGUGGUGGGGAGCAUGGGCCACGAACUAGGCCAGAGCUCGAGUGUAAACUCUAACGAUAUUUGCAAAGUUUACAAAGAAGUCGGUUCAGUGAAAUUCUCCAAAAGCUCACAGAUACUCUUUUGUUAUUAUGCAGUCUGACCUGAUCUAUUUCUGCUUCUCUUGGUCAUGG